GCAGAAGACUCGAGCGCUUGUCUCUGAAUACAGGCAUAUAUAUCUGUUGGUGCUUAGCACUUCCUCCAGCUCCUGGAGAGCGACAGUGUAAAUGUCUCUGAAUAUGAUUCGAAUUGCAGCGCUAAAUGCAAGCUCCACGAUUGAGGAUGACUAUGAAGAUAACUUCAAAAGUCAUAAGACACAGACGAAGGAAGCUCAAGAAGCAGAAGCUUUUGCGUUGUACCACAAAGCUUUGGACCUCCAGAAACAUGACCGUUUUGAAGAGUCUGCUAAAGCUUACCAUGAGCUUCUUGAGACUCGUCUUCUGAGAGAGGCAGUUCUUUCUGGUGAUGAGAAAGAAGGGCUGAAACAUCCAGGCUUGAUGUUAAAGUAUUCCACCUAUAAAAACCUAGCACAGCUGGCAGCACAGCGGGAUGACCUAGAGACAGCCAUGGAGUUUUAUUUGGAGGCCGUAAUGCUAGACUCGACUGAUGUCAACCUGUGGUAUAAAAUUGGCCGCGUAGCAAUAAAACUAGUCCGCUUGCCUUUAGCUCGUCAUGCUUUUGAAGAAGGUCUCAGGUGUAAUCCUGAUCACUGGCCUUGUCUAGAUAACCUUGUCACAGUCUUGUACACGCUCAGUGACUAUACGACGUGUUUGUACUUUAUCUGCAAAGCUCUGGAAAAAGAUUGUCUAUACAGCAAAGGACUGGUUCUGAAGGAGAAGAUCUUUGAGGAGCAGCCUUGCCUCCGGAAAGAUUCCCUAAGGAUGUUCCUCAAAUGUGACAUGUCUAUUCAUAACGUAAAUGUGAGUGCAGCUGAAACAGGAAGAAUCCUAGAUGAAACACUGGAGCUACGUAAGAAAAGACAGGCUUUGCUAGUGCGAGACAGAGAACCAGAUCUCAAGCUUGUCCAGCCAAUUCCCUUUUUGACGUGGAAGUGUUUAGGAGAAACUUUACUUGCCAUGUAUCACCACCUCACAACAUGUGACCCUCCUCGACCUAGUCUCGGAAAGAGAAUUGAUCUCUCGGAAUACCGAGACCCAGUUCAACACUUGAUUCUUUCUCCUACCUCUACUCCUGUCAGUGUUAUUCAGCCCACUCCAGUCAGCACUAAUCCAGUGGUGACAAUGCCAGAUCCUGUAUUAACUUUUACUCCAGUGACACCCAAUUUUCCAAGUCACAGUCAGAAUUUAUUGGAGCCAGGAGCUGCUGUAGGCGAGCAAGGUGACGUAUCUGCAGGUGAUAAGUCUAAGAAAGGGGUGAAGCGAAAGAGAAUUACAGAAGAAAGUGGUGAAACAGCAAAAAGGAGAUCUGCUAGAGUCCGGAAUACCAAGUGUAAAAAAGAAGAGAAAGUUGACUUUCAAGAGCUGUUGGUGAAAUUCCUUCCUUCUAGAUUGAGGAAAUUAGAUCCAGAGGAGGAGGAGGACCCUUUCAAUAACUAUGAGGUGCAGUCAGAGAUCAAAGAAGAGAAUUUCCAGCAUGUUGGACCACACAGAAUGUCAUUUGAUUCUACAACGUUUAUGGAAUCUGGUAGGGAUUUCAUUAUAAAUCCUUGUUUUCUAUAUCUAAAAGUAAUCAGCCAAAAGUUCCUGGUAAAGUGGCCUCCUGGCUUGUCUGAGGUGGUUCUUAGUAUUUAUAACAGCUGGAGAAAGCACAGUAGUAGUCUUCCCAAUCCCUUACUGAGGGACUCAAGUAAUCAACAUAUCAAGGAUAUGAUGUUGAUGAGCCUUUCUUGCAUGGAAUUGCAAUUAGAUCAGUGGCUAUUGACCAAAGGGAAGAGCUCUACAGUUUCUCCACGGAAUUGCCCUGCUGCCUCUGUGAAUGGAAAGUUUGGUCCUGACUUCCCAGGAACUCAUUUCUUGGGAGACCUAUUGCAAUUGUCAUUUGCAUCCUCGCAGCGAGAUCUAUUUGAGGAAGGCUGGAUGGAGUUUGUGACUCGGGUGUAUUGGCUGAAAGCUCGCUUUCUAGCACUGCAGGGUGACAUGGAACAGGCGCUUGAAAAUUAUGAUAUUUGUACUGAAAUGCUACAGAGCUCCACUGCAAUACAAGCCAAAGCUGGCAAUGAAUGCAGCAUUGUAAUCCGGUUACCUAAUCUACAUGUUGAUUCUGUUGUUUCUUUAGAAGAGAUUGAUAAGAACUUGAAGUCUCUAGAGAGAUGCCAGUCUUUGGAAGAGAUCCAGCGAUUGUAUGAGUCAGGGGAUUAUAACGCGGUGGUGCAUCUGCUUCGUCCGACAUUAUGCUUUAACGGUUAUGGCAGAGCUAAGCAUCUGGAAUUUGUGACAUCCAUACCAGAGAGACCAGCACAGCUGCUUCUCCUGCAGGACUCCCUGCUCAAACUGCAGGAUUACAAACAAUGCUUUGAAUGCUCAGAAGUUGCCUUGAAUGAAGCAAUUCAGCAGAUGAUUAACAUGGCAGCAGCCUCUGCUAAAGAAGAGUGGGUUGCUACGGUAACACAGCUGCUCGCAGGAAUAGAUAGUUCACUGUCAUCAGACAACAGCAUCCUGAAGGACUCUUCUGUAACGCCAAGCCUUGUUCGAUUAACAAAUAACCUCAUUCAGAUCAUAGACUGCAGCAUGGCAGUCCAGGAAGAACCCAAAGAACCAUACGUCUCCUCAGUGCUUCCAUGGAUUAUCCUGCACAGGAUCAUCCAGCAUGAGGAAGAUGCAUUUCGAUCCCUUUGCUGUCAGCAGCAGCAGCAGACUCAAGGGGAAGAAGCGAGUCCUGAUACCCCUAUGCUGCCUUCUUCUCUCAUGCUGCUGAACACUGCUCAUGAAUAUUUGGGAAGAAGAUCGUGGUGUUGCAACUCAGAUGGCGCUCUUCUCAAGUUUUAUGUUCAAGUACUACAAAAAGAACUUGCAGCAUCUACUUCUGAAGAUACUCAUCCAUACAAAGAGGAGCUGGAAACAGCCUUGGAACAGUGUUUUUAUUGUUUAUAUGGUUUUCCUAGCAAAAAAAGCAAAGCAAGGUACCUGGAGGAACAUUCUGUACAGCAGGUGGAUCUAACAUGGGAAGAUGCCUUAUUCAUGUUUGAAUAUUUUAAGCCUAAAACGCUUCCAGAGUUUGAUAGUUACAAAACCAGCACUGUGUCUGCCGAUCUGGCCAACCUUUUGAAGAAGACUGCUACAAUUGUUCCUCGAACAGACAAGCCUAUGUUGAGCUUAGAUACUGUCUCUGCCUAUAUUGAAGGAACAUGCAGCAAGGCGCCAUCUCUCCCAGAUGGUGCAGACUAUUCUCCACCAGUAGUCACUGAGUUGUACUAUCUUCUGGCAGACUAUCAUUUCAAGAAUAAAGAACAGUCUAAAGCCAUUAAAUUUUACAUGCACGACAUUUGUAUUUGUCCGAACAGGUUUGAUUCAUGGGCUGGCAUGGCUCUGGCUCGAGCAAGUCGUAUUCAAGACAAGUUGAACUCUAACGAACUGAAAAGUGAUGGCCCCAUCUGGAAGCACUCUACACCUGUCUUGAAUUGCUUCAAGCGAGCCUUAGAGAUUGACAGCUCUAAUCUCUCCCUGUGGAUUGAAUAUGGCACCAUUUCCUAUGCCCUACAUUCAUUUGCAUCCCGACAGCUUAAGCAGUGGAAAUCAGAACUCCCCCCUGAAGUUGUGCAGCAGAUGGAAGAGCGUCGAGACAGCAUGUUGGAGACAGCCAAACUGUGUUUUACAUCAGCAUCGCGCUGUGAGGGAGAUGGUGAUGAAGAAGAGUGGCUUAUUCACUACAUGCUGGGAAAGAUUGCAGAGAAGCAGAAACAGCCUCCUGUCGUCUAUCUACUUCAUUACAAACAGGCAGGUCACUACCUGCAUGAGGAAGCUGCGCGAUAUCCAAAGAAGAUACACUACCAUAAUCCACCAGAACUGGCCAUGGAAGCACUGGAGGUAUACUUUCGACUUCAUGCUUCUAUUUUGAAACUUGUGGGGAAGCCAGACUCUGGAGUAGAUGCAGAGAGACUGGUUAGUUUCAUGAAAGAGGCUUCUGAGGGACCAUUUGCCAGGGGCGAGGAGAAGAACACCCCAAAAGUUGCAGCAGAAAAGGAAAAGACUUGCAUGAUUGAUGAAGACUCUCACUCUUCAGCUGGAACAGUGCCGGGCCCUGGGACUUCCCUCCCCUCAUCCUCUGGUCCAGGUCUGACAUCCCCACCUUACACAGCCACUCCAGUUGACCACGAUUACGUCAAAUGUAAAAAACCCCGUCAGCAGGCAACGCCGGAUGAGAGGAGUCAGGAUAGCACUGCAGCAGUGCUCUCUGACUCCAGUUCCACCCAGGAUAUGUUUAAUGAGCCUGCCAGUUCUCAAGACAGCCUGAGGAAGUCUUACACAGAGAAGAGGAUUUCUACUUCCUGUUCUGAGGCGUUGAUACCCACCAAAGAGACCCCAGGAUCUACAGAGGAAAAGAUUGCAGGAAAAUCAGAAGAGCUGCUGGAGAGCUCGGAAUCUUACCAUUCUGCUGAGCCUACUGGCCAAAAAGUUCUGCUGGAUCCUCAGUCUGCUGCUGGCAAUCCCAUCAAAGCUGCGAUCCCCCCACCUUCCCAGUGGGACUGCAAAAAGAAACCUGAACCUUGUGGAGAUGCAUCUGAAUUUCCUCAGUGUCUUCCAGCAGACCUUGAAGAGCAGCGGAAGUUCCUGACGGAGCAGUGUAUUGCCUCCUUUUGUCUGUGUCUCAGCCGCUUUCCCCAGCACUACAAGAGCCUCUACAGAUUGGCUUAUCUCUACACAUACAGCAAAACACACAAGAACCUGCAGUGGGCCCGCGACGUGCUGCUCGGCAGCAGCAGCCCCUGGCAGCAGCUGAAGCACAUGCCGGCGCAGGGCCUCUUCUGUGAGAGGAACAAGACGAAUUUCUUCAACUGAAUCUGGCGCAUCCCGGUGGAUGAGAUCGACCGGCCGGGCAGCUUCGCCUCUCAUAUGAAACGCUCCAUCGUCCUGCUGCUGAACGUGCUGUCGCAGCUAAAGGAUUACAAUACCUUGCUGAAAGUCUCGUCUAUGCUACAGAGGACCCCUGAUCAGGGAAAGAAGUACUUGCGUGAUGCAGAUCGCCAAGUUCUGGCCCAAAGAGCCUUUGUGCUUACAGUGAAAGUAUUGGAGGACACGCUCAACGAUCUGACGCAGGUUUCAGAGGAUCAGGGUUCCAAGUCUCCUAACCUUGCUUCAGGAAGGAUGACAACAGACGUCUCUAAUAAAACUAGUGCUGAAGAGGGGAAAGAUGUCCUCCCCAAAAAGCCAGUUUUGUCGGAUGGAGUAGUGCACAGUACUGAAAAUGGAGUAAAAGAAGUGACCCAGGGACAAAUCCCCAAUGCUAUGGACCUAUUGGAACAAGAGAACAAGAAUGACAAGGAAAUUAAAGAGCUCCCUAGGCCCGGUUCAGUUGAGCCUAUGGAUCUUGAUGGAUAUUCCAAUGACCCAGAAAAAAUUGAUUCUUCAUGUAAACGCAGUGAGCCAGACCGUCUUCAGUCUGGCAGGAACUCAAAGGAGAGAGCCCCAGAGAGCCGGACCGCAGAACUCUCUUUGGAAGAGCUAAGUAUCAGCUCAAAACAGCAGCAGCAGGCAGCUAAAGGACUAGUUCAAGCAGUAGCUGUAGAGGAACCUGUCCAGAGAUCAAGCAGGAAGAGGAAAUUACUUGAGGAUGUAGAGUCUGGGAAAACACUUUUGCUUGAUGCUUACCGGGUAUGGCAGCAAGGUCAGAAAGUUAUGGCCUAUGACCUGGGUAAAAUUGAGAAGAUCAUGUCUGAAACGUACAUGCUGAUUAAACAGGUGGAUGAAGAAGCAGCACUUGAACAGGCAGUCAAGUUUUGCCAGGUGCAUAUGGGCGCCUCAGCACAGAAACAGUCCACAGGAGAAACACCCACAACCCCAAAACAUACGAAAGACAACAGAGAGAGCUUCUUUCCAGUAACACCAGCUACACUGCAUCCCACCCCAGUGAACCCAGACACUGUGACUCCUGAAAAUCUCCUGAGACUGAAUGACCUGCAUUCCAAACCCAAACCAGCCUCUUCCUCUUCAUCCUCCUCCUCCUCAGCAUCUUCUUCAGUGCCUCCAUCCCAGGAGUCACACAGGGACACUGAGCAUCUCCGGAGUCAAAAUGCAGAGCCUGCUCCCAGCAUGUGUGAUCUUGCACGGGAGGAAGAAGAGCUUGAAGUGCCUUUGGAGGGGCUUGGAUUUCAGCAGCAGGAGUCACGGCUUUGUCAGCAGAUGAAAAUGGCUACGGUUGCACCAUCACCAGAGCCUGUGUGCUGGCAAGUGGAAUCGGUGACCAGCACAAGCUCAGGACAUGUGUCUACCCAAGCCUCCAGUUCCAAGCCUGAACUCAGCUCCAGCUCACAGACUUUGGGAAGUCAGCAGAGCAAGACAGAUGGCACCCGUGUAAAAACUCGCAUUCUGCCCAACAUGCCAAAGCUUUUCAUACCUUCAUCUGUCACCAAAUUUCCACCUGAGAUCACUGUCACUCCACCCACUCCCACCCUCCUUUCUCCAAAGGGCAGCAUUUCAGAAGAGACCAAGCAAAAAUUAAAGUCUGCUAUUUUGUCUGCUCAGUCUGCAGCGAAUGUAAAGAAGGAGAGCCUUUGUCAGCCAGCUUUGGAAAUCUUAGAGACCUCAAGCCAGGAGUCCUCACUGGAAAGUGAUACUGAUGAAGAUGAUGACUACAUGGACAUAUGAAUGAAUUCUGGCCAUCAUCAACACCAACCAUGUAACCAUUCUUCUUGUUGCCGGCAUCUCUGGCAGGCGAAACAUCUUCGCUGGCAUUAUUCUCCAUUUAAUCUACAUCAUUGUGUUCCUCACUUCCAUUACCUUUGUUACCACCACUACUGCUUGUAUUGCCUUCAAAAUCUUCGCCAUUCUCCCCAUCAUGGUGCUCGACAGAAAGAAUGAUUGUUUACCAGGCAGUUACUUCAUUUGGACCACAUUGUCACCUUUAACUUCAGCAAACACGAGAAUGUUUUGAGCUGCAACUCGCAUCUCUACUGUUCCUGCUUCAAACCAGAGCCUUGGGAGCCAGUCCAGCGGCUCUUUUCUAUAGCAUUUUUCUACCUUUUAGUUGUCUUUCAUUUUCCCCACAGGUUAAAUUUUCCUCCCAAUAAUUUUGCAGCCUAAUCUCUGUCUAGCCAUACCAUGAUUAGACCAACAACUCCAUUUAAGGUGAAUGGAGCAGGAGAAGUUUGCUGAACUAGUCGAAUUUUCAGUGGCAUCAGGGAAGUCUAUGGCUUCAGUUUGGGGCGAGAAGAAUGAGCUGAAAGUCUGUUGGCUCCACGGCACAGCUGGAUGCCUUGUUAAGAGCUGACUAGGUGGACAGAAGGCAAAGAAGCAGGUUUUCCAGGCAGACAGAGGUUGGCCUCCUGUUUGUGCUCAUUUCACUCAUAUGUAUGAGGUCCAGCAAAAAUUAUCUACCUGAAUGUUGGCUUAAAGAACUGAUCUUUCCAGAAUUGUCUUACAGUCCUUUCUCUUCUAAUGCCUUGGACAAGCAUUUUGAAUUGGGGGCUAGAUGAUAUUUUUAUGGCGGUAUUGAAAAAAAAUUUAAGAUUUCAGUACCAUUUCAGUAACGUCUGUUUUUUACAGAAUGACACGAAAAGGUGUUUUUUUAACUAUCUGCAAAGGGACUGCUCACAGUUAUUUAUAUGAGAAAAUAAUGGUAAAAAAAAUCAUUUUUUUUUUCUACUGAAUGUUAACUUUGUAAAAUAAUAAAUGCAAACCGUGCAAAAAAAA
Struthio camelus australis is the source of this 7669-nucleotide messenger RNA. The record is from RefSeq and is a predicted model, not a curated record. NCBI's taxonomy places the organism in Eukaryota, Metazoa, Chordata, Aves, Struthioniformes, Struthionidae.